AUGAGUGGCUACACCCACUCCAGUCCCUUCGAUGAGGGCAUGUUGCCAAUCGGUAACAUACAUCGGAUGUACUACGCCCAAUAUGGCCGGAAGAAUGGCCUCCCUGACGGAGGCCCCGGCGGCGGCACAAAGCCCAGCAUGACCAAGUUCUUUGACCCGCGUAUCUACCGUGUUGUGCUCUUUGACCAGCGUGGGACCGGCAACUCGACACCGCCCUGCGAGCUCCAGGAGAACACAACUGACCAUCUUCUCGAAGACAUCGAGGCGCUUCGAAAGCACCUGAAGAUUGAUGUCUGGCACAUGGCCUUCGGCGGCUCCUGGGGCUCGAGUCUUGCCCUGCUCUACGCCCAGGACCACCCAGACCGUGUGAAGUGUCUCGUGCUCCGGGGCAUCUACACGUUUAGAAAGUCAGAGGUCAGCUUGAAUGCCGGCAGGGAGUUCUUCCCAGACGCACUGGAUCGCUUCAUCAAUUGGCUGCCUGAGGAGAAACGCUCUGAGGAUCCGAGACAUGAAUAUUACAACAUGAUGACGUCUGGGACCAAGAAAGUCGCGCUCGCGGCUGCAAUUGAGUGGAAUCGCUAUGAUCUGACCAUUAGCACCUUGACUCCAAGGAAUAAUGCCUUUGCGAGACUCGAGGAUCCCAAGUGGAACAUGGCGCACGCGUUGAUUUUCGCCCAUUACUGGAUUCACAACUUCUGGCGCGAGGACGGGCAUAUCCUCAAGCCCGAGAACAUGGCAAAGAUUAAGCAUAUCCCCUGUAUCAUUGUUCAGGGGCGGUACGACGUAGUCUGCCCUCCUGUAACUGCCUGGGAGCUUCACAAGAAGUGGCCAAAGUCAAAGCUCCAAAUUGCUAUCUCUGGACACUCUGCAUCGGAACCUGAUACUCAACCCAGGCUGGUUGAAGCUUGUGAUGUAUUUGCUCGGCUUUAG
Messenger RNA from Clonostachys rhizophaga, 930 nucleotides. The record is from the annotation of a GenBank genome assembly. Lineage: Eukaryota; Fungi; Ascomycota; Sordariomycetes; Hypocreales; Bionectriaceae.